AUGGGUGACGACCAGAGCCCAGCCCAGGCGCUGUGGGUGCAGUUUAGGACUACGUCCAAGCAGGUUCCCGUGGACGGUUUUUUAGACAUAGGUCGAUGGCUUCGUGCUGUGAAGGCAGCCUUCGCGCCGGGUCUUGAGAAGGUCUCUGUCGCACGCUUAGAGCUGUACAGCCUGCGCGAAAGUGGCAACCUCCCAGAGAUCGUGGCCGACAGCAAUCUGGAGUUGCUGACAAGCGGCAAAAAGAUCUCCAAGCUGAUCUCUUUGGGGCGAGGGCUCAGAGAAAACGAUGCGUUCCAGCUCAGGGUAAGAAGCGAGGACAAGGCCGAACCAGAUGCAUGGGGUGGCAACCACGAGCUGGCUAUGGCUGCCGAGAAAGCGGCAGCUGCCGCACGCCUGCAUUCCAAUGGCGCUUGCGCAGACAGCCAUGGCCAUGCAGGCUACUGGUGCGAAGUGUGCAGUGCCCGCUGCUCCUCGGCGACGGCAUGGAAGCAGCACUAUGCUAGCAAGCAUCAUCAGCGCAGGCAAGGCUCCGCCGGCUCGGAGGCCCAGGCACGGCCCGGCGGGGAUUCUGCGAAUCCUUGGUCUCGGGGGAUGUCGGCGCUCGCACAGUUUCCUUGCCGGCGUGCCGGCACCCUGGACGUUUCUACGAAAUUCUUUGAUCUGUCCGAAUCCCAGAAGGAGCUUCUGAAGCUGUAUCUCGUCAGUAGUUUCAACGGCGAGGAGGAGCUCCUGAAGGCUUUCGAUGUCUUGUUGCAAAAGUCGGCCGACCACUUACGUAUAAAGGAGGUUUUUGAAACCGUCGAAGUUUGGAAGAAGGUGGUUUCACACCUACAACGCUGUAAUGCCACGCGGAAAGAGCGUGGUUUGCCCGUCCUCGACCGCAUCUACGAUGUAGCAAGCGGACAUGGGCUGUUGGCUGUUCUGCUGGCAUACCGCUUCCCGCGCACGGCAGUGAUUGCCCUCGAUCUUGAGAAGCGAGCUGGGUUUGAGCGCUACGUAGAGGCUGUGAACAGCUACGGCUCGUGCGUGGAGGGCAACAAGACUUGUCUGGCCAAUCUGUCCUUUAUAGUCGGCAAGUUCGAGGAUCUGAGUGAAGGCCCUGCCAGUGGGAUUGCAUACGUUUGCGUGCACGGCUGCAACGAGCUGAAUUUUGCAGUUCUUCAGCGGGCAAAGGAGAAACUUGCCGCCUGGCUGGUGGUGCCGUGCUGCAUACGGGAUGGCCUUACUGACAUUUGUGUUCGAUGUGCUGGCACUGAACAGGGGGACGACUCCCGACAUGCGAUUAUGUGCGGAAUCAUGGGUGCGCAGCACCAGGCAACCGCCAUAGUGGCUGUCGACCGUCGCAUCACCAACCGCCACCUUGUUGUUGAAGGAGAUGCAGCAGUAUGA
Symbiodinium necroappetens is the source of this 1389-nucleotide messenger RNA. NCBI's taxonomy places the organism in Eukaryota, Dinophyceae, Suessiales, Symbiodiniaceae. The record is from the annotation of a GenBank genome assembly.